This is a messenger RNA of Spodoptera littoralis (African cotton leafworm), 687 nucleotides long. The record is from the annotation of a GenBank genome assembly. NCBI's taxonomy places the organism in Eukaryota, Metazoa, Arthropoda, Insecta, Lepidoptera, Noctuidae.
AUGCCGCCAAUCCUCUACAAAGCUGAUGGCAGUCCCCCAGCGAGAGCAGUGAUGAUGGUCAUAGAUAUUUUAGGGAUAAACGUCGAACAGAGGAAUUUGAAUCCAGUAUUGCGAGAACAAGAUGCUCCAGAGUUUGUAAAGAAAAAUCCCAUGAGAACCAUCCCUUGGUUGGACGAAGGCGACUUCUGGCUGGCUGACAGCCACGCCAUUAUGAUUUAUUUAAUACAAAAAUAUGGUAAACCUGAACAUUCCAAGUUGUACCCGACUGACAGCAGAAAGCGCGCCACUGUCCAUCAGAGGCUGUUCUUCGAUUGUGGGAUCCUGUUCCAAAGACUAAGAGCUGUUAUGGCGCCAACAUACAUGGGAAGACUGACAGAGAUGUCAAAAGGCAUGAUCAGGAACAUUGUGGACGCAUACGCAAUGCUUGAAGAUUAUUUAUCAGAGAACUUGUAUAUGGCCGACGAAGUCAUUACGAUUGCGGAUUUAAGCAUAGCUUCUACAAUGGCAACACUGGUUGGAUUAGUUGCGAUUGAUGAAGAAAGAUUCCCCAAAUUAACACAAUGGUACAACAACAUGAAUAAACAGGAUUAUUGUAUAAGAAUCAACAUUCCCGGCGGCAAAGAACAUUCCGAUGGGCUGAAGGCUUUGAUGGCAAAUACUAAGUUUCACCAAAAAUCUAAGAUAUAA